Lottia gigantea (owl limpet) is the source of this 1107-nucleotide messenger RNA. RefSeq lists its product as hypothetical. The record is from RefSeq and is a predicted model, not a curated record. The transcript has a single exon. The coding region runs from base 1 to 1107 and encodes 368 amino acids. NCBI's taxonomy places the organism in Eukaryota, Metazoa, Mollusca, Gastropoda, Lottiidae.
AUGACAACUGCUAGAAUCAGUGAAUUCAAUAAGAAAUUUAAUACUUAUUUUCAAAUUUAUAUGCCCAAACAUAGACAUUUUCAACCAAAGAAAGUAUCCGAAGGAUUAGAUUGGGUUUUUUAUUUACACAAAGAACAUUUCUGUCUCAUUAGAAGAAAUAACAAAACCUUAUGUAUUAAAGAAAUAGAAGAUAAUUACGAUGAAAACGUGUGGAGAACUUGUAAAGAUGAUAAUGCGGUAACGCAAGUUUCACCUCUAAAACUAAAUGUUUUUCCAACCAUUCCCGAUGAUUGUUUAUACGCAUGGGAUUGCGAAACCUAUAACGAAAAUAAAGCCAUACCUUAUUCUUGCACGUUAAUUAAUUUAGAAAAACUAAGAAAAAUGUUAAACAGAAUAAAUAAUCUCUUUCCAGAUUUAAAGCCGACAGAUCCCAUUCCAGAAGAAUUUUCCAUCAAAAUCAUGACUAAUAUAGUAGAAAUAUUUGUAGGUACAGAUUGCAUCGAUCAAAUGUUACAACGUUUAGGAAAAAUAGAUAAAAAAAGAAUAACAUUAAUUGCUCAUAACGCUAGCGGUUUUGAUAACUGGAUCAUGAUCAAAAACGUAAAAAAAUUAACACAAUGCCCUUUAAAAACAGCUAGAGGAAUUCUGUCUCUACCUUUAACUAAUUCAUUCACUGAUGAAGAUUUACAGAAAAUAUGGAAAAUAAAGGGUAAUUCUAAUUAUUUGCAAAAUAUUAAUUUCAUAUGUUCCUAUCAACAUGAAUCAUCUAGUUUGGCAGCAUGGGGAAAUUCAUCUAAUUUACCAAUGAAUUUGGGAAAGAUUGAGGAUGUUAAUAUUGCAAAAUACACUAAAGAUAAUUGGGAAUCUUUAAGACACGAAUGGGAACCUUACGCUAAAAGAGAUACGUUAUGUCUCGGAGCUUGUUUGAUAAAAUACAAUCAAGCAAUGAAAGAAGUUGCAUUUCAGAAUAUUUCCAAUAAUCUAACGGCUCCUUCUUUAUCUUUAAAGGGUUGGUAUUAUUUAUAUCAUUACGAUAAAGAAAUGGUUGAAGAAGAAUGGUAUGAAAUACUAGAAUGGUUCCGAAACACAACGAAAAGGAUAAUGUAG